AAUUAGUUUUCAGCGUGUUGUUUACAAAACAAAACGAAAAAGCACGAAUGCGUAUUUUGGUGACCGUAGACGGAUUUUAAAAACUAAUUUUUUAUGUUUUAAGUUACAAUAUUGAAUUAAGCUUACAAAAUAAGUGAAAAAAGUAGCUAUGGAGCUCGAUGAAUUGAAUGCUCACCAUCAUGCGCUCCACAAUGAACUGGUCUGCAUCGAGUAUCCCGGUCGCGUUCGCAAUCCAGAUCGGAUGAUAGCUUCCUUUGGCGGUCAAGUGCAGCUCAGUACGGCAAUUUGUUCCGACAAGCGUCGCUUGGAACUUCGAUUUCGACCGGAUUCCGUUUAUUCGAAGCCGGCAUUCGGCGAUCGUAAUGAAACUACCGGAAUCCUGCUGAAGUUGAAAAUUCGCCGGAAAAGAAGCGACCUCAGCGAAGUUGAAGUUCGUUCCAUUAAAAUCGCUGGCCAUGUAUCUACUCAGUAUAAGUUCGAGAGCAUGUGCGACUUCCAGCUAUUGCCGGCGUUCCGAAACAGUGCUGGAACCGUAGAAUGUUUGUACGACGAAAUUGUCCCGAGUGGUGUUUCAUCCUCGAAUCCAGUUGAUAAGCCCGGCAAGGUUCCAUUUUUCCUGCCACCGAUUUCAUUCAGCCGGUUCGAUACCACGCAGCUGACCAUUUUCAAAACAAAGGAAAACGUAGCCGAUCUCAUGGGCAGAAGCGAAAGGGGUCGUGCCCGGCGCACCAAACAUGGAAUUUACAAACACUUUAAUCUUACCGAUGAACUCCCUACGGAACCACAUCCGUUAUCCAUGGAAAACAAGACAGCCUUUUGGAAGAUGCACGGUGGUCCCGAAGGGGAAUCCAAUACGCUUAGAACCGUCAGACAAAGCUUCCAAGAUCGGCCCAUUUGGACUAAAACUGCGCUUAAAUGUAUUCUGCAACUAAAUGAAGAAGACAUAAAAUUCAUUCUGCCAAUUGUUGCAUUCUACUUUCUAACAGGUCCAUGGCGAGGAACCUGGUGUCGAUUCGGCUACGAUCCCCGUAAGCACUUUGAGUCGCGUUACUACCAGCUGCUGGAUUUCCGCGUUCGUUCCAUUGGAGCCCUUCAUGAUAAGGUUAAAAUAAAACGAUCGCAAAAACCCACCAAGCCGUGCAUGCGGUCUUCCAACCCACCGGUGAACCUUAAUCGUGGAAAGGACAAUCAAAGUCAAAGCCGACAGCUCAGCUCGAAAACGGAUUGCAUUUUUACCGUGGACACUCAACCACAAAUGCGCAUUAUAUUCUACCAGUACUGCGAUGUACAGGUGCCAGAAAUUCAGCAAAUGCUACAGGACAUGACCGAACCGGUUGCUUGCGACGAAAAAACAGGCUGGCUGCCGCUGCGAUUCGACGAACAGUGUCGAAACAUACUGAUGGGAAUAGUGGUAGCGAAUUUCCGGAAACAAGGAGCACCCAGCGCCAAUACCAGUGCUAGCGAGUUUGAAGAAACCGAAGGGGACGAGACGGAGAUGACGUUCGAUGAGGAUGAAGACAUGGACGAUUUCGACGAUUCGGGCGAUGAGAAGUUUAACACGUUUGGCGAGAGUUCCAAAAUGGAAAUGGCUGAAUAAACAGCAAAGCAGUGACUUUGAAAAUACUUUUGAUUGGUUGGAAAA
Messenger RNA from Uranotaenia lowii, 1642 nucleotides. It is a transcript of the gene l(2)37Cd, whose product is annotated as general transcription factor 3C polypeptide 5. The transcript has 4 exons. The record is from RefSeq and is a predicted model, not a curated record. Gene Ontology annotation, cellular component: transcription factor TFIIIC complex. Gene Ontology annotation, biological process: transcription initiation at RNA polymerase III promoter. Lineage: Eukaryota; Metazoa; Arthropoda; Insecta; Diptera; Culicidae. Bases 149 to 1597 code for a protein of 482 amino acids.